Molecule: messenger RNA, 489 nt
Organism: Vigna umbellata (rice bean)
Lineage: Eukaryota; Viridiplantae; Streptophyta; Magnoliopsida; Fabales; Fabaceae
Source: RefSeq, a predicted model, not a curated record
AUGGUUGGAAGUCUUAGAUAUCUCUGUAACACCAGGCCUGAUUUGAGCUAUAGUGUUGGAGUGAUAAGCAGGUACAUGGAGUGUCCUAGAGUAUCACAUUUGAAUGCUGUCAAACGAAUACUAAGGUACUUAAAGAGUACAAACUCAUAUGGAAUUCUACUAAGAAGAGGAGAGGCUGGAGAAGAAGUACAAAUUACUUCUUACUCAGAUGUAGAUUGGUGUGGAGAUGAGACAGACAGAAGGAGCACUGCAGGGUAUAUUUUCUUCAUGGGAGGAUCUCCUAUUUCCUGGAGUUCUAGAAAGGAACCAGUGGUUGCCUUGUCAUCAUGUGAGGCAGAAUACAUAGCUGCCUGUGAAGCUACUUGUCAAGCAACUUGGCUGGGAUUCUUGUUAGAAGGGUUUAAGGUUGAACUAUCUAGGAGGUUGAGACUAUUGGUAGACAACAAGCAGAUAUACUCACCAAAGCCCUUAAAGGUGAACGCUUUCUGA